AUGGCGGCCACUGCAGCAUCACCAGCCUUUUGCGCCAUCCCCAAGAAAUCAACCUCUGUCCCCGCCGCCGCCGCUGCCGCCGCAAGGGCUUCACUCGGCGUCCCUGCCUCUCGUUUCCUCGCUAGAACCCCACUCCAACGCCUCGGCUUCGUCUCCGACCCCCUCUUCUCCCACCACAUCGCUACCAAGCUGCGAUCGUUCAGGAGUUCAAAUGCCGGGCGGAUUAGAGCCGUCGCCACCAUGGCCAAGAAGAGCGUCGGAGACCUAACUCCGGCGGACCUCAAGGGAAAAAAGGUCUUCGUGAGGGCCGACCUCAAUGUGCCUCUCGACGAUAACCAGAACAUUACAGACGACACCAGGAUUAGAGCUGCUAUCCCCACCAUUAAGCAUCUGAUCGGCAGUGGCGCUAAAGUCAUUCUUUCUAGUCACUUGGGUCGUCCGAAAGGCGUCACACCAAAAUAUAGUCUUGCACCUCUUGUUCCAAGACUCUCCGAGCUGCUUGGUAUUGAGGUUGUGAAGGCGGAUGACUGCAUUGGCCCCGAGGUUGAAAAAUUGGUGGCCUCACUGCCUGAGGGUGGUGUCCUCUUGCUUGAGAACGUGAGAUUUUACAAAGAGGAAGAGAAGAACGAGCCCGAGUUUGCAAGGAAACUUGCCUCAUUGGCUGAUCUUUAUGUCAAUGAUGCAUUUGGUACUGCACACAGAGCACACGCCUCUACGGAGGGAGUUACAAAGUUCUUGAAGCCCUCGGUCGCUGGUUUCCUUUUACAGAAGGAGCUCGAUUAUCUUGUUGGGGCAGUUUCGAGCCCAAAAAGGCCUUUUGCUGCCAUUGUGGGCGGUUCGAAGGUUUCCUCCAAGAUUGGAGUGAUCGAAUCCCUUCUCGAGAAGUGUGAUAUCCUGCUAUUGGGCGGAGGCAUGAUUUUCACAUUCUACAAGGCACAAGGGCUGUCUGUAGGGUCGUCCCUUGUCGAAGAAGACAAGUUGGAUCUUGCCACGUCACUAUUGGAGAAGGCUAAGGCCAAGGGGGUUAGCCUCUUGCUACCUUCUGACGUUGUUAUAGCCGAUAAAUUCGCCCCAGAUGCUAAUAGCAAGGUUGUGCCGUCAUCUGCUAUACCAGAUGGGUGGAUGGGAUUGGAUAUUGGACCGGAUUCUGUGAAAACUUUCAGUGAUGCCCUUGAGACUACAAAAACUGUUAUAUGGAAUGGACCAAUGGGUGUUUUUGAGUUUGACAAGUUUGCUGUGGGCACAGAGGCAAUUGCAAACAAGCUAGCCGAACUUAGUCCCAAGGGGGUGACCACAAUUAUUGGUGGUGGAGAUUCGGUUGCUGCUGUGGAGAAAGUUGGUGUUGCUAAUGUUAUGAGCCACAUAUCGACCGGUGGUGGGGCCAGCUUGGAGCUCUUGGAAGGCAAAGAGUUGCCCGGUGUGCUUGCUCUUGAUGAAGCCACACCAGUUGCGGUGUAA
Molecule: messenger RNA, 1458 nt
Organism: Striga hermonthica
Lineage: Eukaryota; Viridiplantae; Streptophyta; Magnoliopsida; Lamiales; Orobanchaceae
Source: the annotation of a GenBank genome assembly